Molecule: messenger RNA, 834 nt
Organism: Ruditapes philippinarum (Manila clam)
Lineage: Eukaryota; Metazoa; Mollusca; Bivalvia; Venerida; Veneridae
Exons: 4
Coding region: 1-834 (277 amino acids)
Source: RefSeq, a predicted model, not a curated record
AUGUCAAAGAACAUUUUUAUUUCAGGUGGUUAUGGGCCUAGCAGAAAUGCGGGAUUGAUGUUCGCAUCCAGCAGUUCUCUUGGUGGAGGUAACAUAUAUGGAGGUGGGUUUGGAAUAAGUGGUGGUAAUAUGUUAGGAGGAGGUACGAUUGGGGGAGGUACUUUAAAUAGUGGCAAUACGGUUGGAGGAAGAGCUGAAAAUGGAGGCGGUACGACUGAGAGUGGUGCUAGUAAUGGAGGCGGCGUAACUGGAAGCGGAACAUUCAAUGGGGUCGGAGGCCCUAGUGAUGGAGGCAGUGGAAGGAAUAUGGUAGGUGGCAUUCUAAAUGGAUUUGGAGGUGGUUCGACUGCAAAUAGUGGAACUGGUGGUAGAUCAUUGAAUGGAAAUGUAGGAAUUGGCGGUGGAUCAUUGAAUGGAAAUGUAGGAUUUGGUGGUGGUUUCCUAAUUGGAGGCAGCAAAUUAGGUGGUAGAAUUGGGUAUGGAAGCCUUAGAGGACUUGGAGGUGGAAUCAUGAAUAAUGCUGGAUUGAAUGGAAAUAGCAGGCUUGGCGGAAAUGAUGGUGCAAUUGGCGGUAAUGGUGGACUUGGUGGCAAUGGUGGAUUUGGCAGUAAUGAUGGUAUUGGUGGUAAUGGUGGACUUGGUGGUAAUGGUAGACUUGGUGGUAAUAAUGGACUUGAUGAUAAUAGUGGACUUGGAGGAGGUAAUGGUGCACUUGGCGGUCUUGGCGGUAUGGCUGGUGGUUUGGGUGUAAUCAAUGGAGGCUUUGGUGGUAUUGGGGCCGGAUUCGGUAAAAUUACAAUGGGAGGUGCUGGAAGUUUAGUUGUUUUACAAUGA